Lagopus leucura (white-tailed ptarmigan) is the source of this 3954-nucleotide messenger RNA. RefSeq names its product zinc finger protein 804B (gene ZNF804B). Bases 1 to 3954 code for a protein of 1317 amino acids. The transcript is spliced from 5 exons. NCBI's taxonomy places the organism in Eukaryota, Metazoa, Chordata, Aves, Galliformes, Phasianidae. Gene Ontology annotation, cellular component: nucleus. The record is from RefSeq and is a predicted model, not a curated record.
AUGGCGUGCUACCUGGUCAUCAGCUCCCGGCACCUCAGCAACGGGCACUACCGCGGCAUCAAAGGCGUCUUCAGGGGACCGCUCUGCAAGAAGGGCGCUCGCUCGCCGGACUAUGCUGAGAAGGAGAAAGCUGCAGCCAAGGCUCUGGAGGAUGUGAAGGCUAACUUCUACUGUGAACUGUGUGACAAGCAGUACCACAAACACCAAGAAUUUGACAACCACAUCAAUUCUUAUGACCACGCUCACAAGCAGAGAUUGAAAGAUUUAAAACAAAGGGAAUUUGCUCGAAAUGUGGCUUCAAAGUCAUGGAAAGAUGAAAAGAAACAGGAAAAAGCACUCAAGCGGCUCCACCAGCUUGCAGAGUUACGGAAACAGUCAGAAUGCAUUGCUGGUAGUGGACCAACACUUAAAGCCCCCAGAUUAGUUGAAAAGCAGCAAUCAUCAGAUGCAUUUUUCCCCUACAAGGGUGGCAAGGUCACAGCCAAAUCUCAAAGCACCAUCACAAGUACAGGACAAGCUAUCUCCAGCAGCGUACUGGAAAAACGGCAGCUUAUCAUAAGCAGGCGCCAGUCACCUACUGAAAGACUCCACAUGCUUGGAAAUCAAGUUUUACAAGUGCUCCCAGACAGUACCAGUGCUUCUCAAAGAGCAGGAGUAUCUUUCUCAUUCUCUAAAAAAGUCCCUUUGAAGCUUGAAUCCUCAGCAUCAGUCUUCAGUGAGAACUCUGAAGAAGGAAAUGAUUAUAGUGAAUCCCCCAAUCAUAAAACAAAGCAAGUUCUUGAGAGCUGUCAUUCUGGUAUACGUUUGGAAGAGGAUGUAAAAGCAAGUCUAGAUAAAGGGACACCAAUUCCACAAGACCAAAUGGAUUUGGACAACAGUGCAUCAAGUCAUGGAGCUGUGAAACUUAAAAUGCUGAAAGAAAAUGAUAAAUGUAGUGUUAGAGAAAUAGAAGAAGUCAGUGCUCAUCCUUCACUUUCCAACGUCAAAAUGCAGUUCUCAAAUUUGGAUUUUUCAGGUUCAGUAAAAGAAACAGAACAAGAGAGCAAAUUGAAUGUGUCUGAGCAAUUGCUGGAAACACUUAUUUCACCUUCAUGCCAAGCUAGCAGUUUCUGUAUACAAUCAGAUACCUACAAGCACAGCAAUGCACACCUCUCUGAGCUCCCCCAACAGCUAUCACCUGAGCUGACAUGUGCAAGCUACAUUAAUGACUGUCCUAGCAUGGUAAAGAGAGAAGGAUCUUUAGAGACUUCAGAAAUUAAAAACAGGAAUAUGGAAACCCUUCCAAGGAAGACAGUGGUUAAAGAGGCUAAGCUCCAGGCACUGCCUUUCCUCCACGUAGUGAGCAAGGAUGGCAACACUGCUCUGCAGUGGCCAACAGAAUUACUUUUGUUUACAAAAACUGAGCCCUGUAUUUCAUAUGGCUGUAAUCCACUGUAUUUUGACUUCAGACUCUCUGUAAAUCACAGGGAUGGUAAACAGCAUGAAACAAGCAAAGAAGGCUGUAAAGAGCACUCUAUAAAUAAGACUGUGGAUGAAAAUGAACCCUCAGGUUUAAUAAAACACAAGCAAACGUCAAAUGAACAAGAUAAUCAGUUGUUGAAACCAAAGAAGAUGAAAGGUUCCCUAGAUCCAAGAAAGGCCAAGCAAAAAGCUGAGUCAGACAUAGGGAAAGAGAUGAACAGAAAUGGUCAAAAAUACAUUUCGGAUUAUUUGAAUGAAAAUAUACCCAAAGUGCCUGUCUCACAAAAGGAUUCUACCACAGAAAAAGAUCUUCAUACAACAAUACUGAAAAGAUCUUUAAGGAUUAAAAAAUCUAAGGCUGAAAAGUGUGAUUUAAUUUAUUCUGAGGAAAAACAUGAAACCCAAAAUGGCUGCAGACCCAUUCAGAAUGUUGCCAGCUGCAGCAGUGACAUAAGUGACAGUGGAAAAGAUUCCGGUGGAAGUUUCCUUAGUUAUAAAUCUGGUUCAAAUAGCAGGCAUUCAGAAAAUGAAGGAUGUGAAAGAUGUUGGAGAUUCCCAUCUCCUCAAAAAUCCUGCUCUGACAGACAUUCCAGCUAUUCUGAUACUUCAGUUAGCAGCACAAGUAGCUACAUGAACAGUUCCUCCAGUCCCACAUUGAACAAUCACAGCAGAAAUAAUUUGCUUUUUUGUUGCAAAAGAAAAACCAAGACAGAUGAAUGGCACAAAUGUAAACACAGAAAGCACAACUGUAAUUUCACUUCUGAUGAUGCAGAUAAGGAUUAUCUUUGCCAUACUAGAUGUCACAGAAGUAGAAACUGCACACAGAGGGGCACAAUUAAACAUAAAAAAUGUUCAAGACGUAAAGUUUUACAGCACAGAGAUGGUUCUAAACACAGCAGAUGUAGACACUGGCAUUUUGGCAAAAUGCACAGUAGAAGUAGAAGCUACAAUGACUCCAAAAGUUCUUCCACCACAGAUUCAAGAAGCAGAGAUCAAUCAUCUUGCAGCAGAAUAUCAAGAGAAAGCAGUGCAGGGUCUUUCUCAAAAGAAUAUGACAAUUAUGAGAACAAAACAAGAGAGGACACAGAAAGAGAUUCUAACAUCAACACAGGAAAAGCUGAAACUGCACAUUAUGAAUCUCUGAAUGGAGAUAGCCAGUCAAAAGGCUUUCCUACCUGCUCUUCAGAAACUUCAACAAAAGAUGUAUGUGGAAGAAGAAAGUCACUGACAGCCAAGUUACUGUUAGAAAGGGUGCAGUCUAAGAAAAUCCAGGAACAACUGCAUGAUUCAGAGAGAUUUUCAAACACGUUUGUUAGAGAAGUAAAGGAUCCGUCACAAAGUCACUCUGAACUUCAGUUUUCGUCAUCAGUAGAUGAUACAACGUUACCUUUGUCAGAGAAACUGCUAAACAUUGGUGAAAAUGACCAAGGGCAAAGUGGAAGUCCAUUGGAAAGUAAUGUGAAAAAAAUCAAAUGUGACACUUCACAGAUGACCCAUGUUGCUCUUUCAACAGGCACUGAUUAUGAUCACUGUCUUUUUAAAGACACUGUUCAGAUAGGAACAGGCUAUCAGAACCCGAGCAUGAAAAGGAACGCAGCAAUAAAGGAACAAACCAAUCUCUUCAUUAGUGAAGUGCAACCCUUUAUACAACGCUGUGACCCAGUACCAAAUGAUUUCCCUGGUGCUUUUCCCUCUAAAAGAUAUUCUGUUGUUGCUAAUUCAACAGAGACCAAAGAAGAACUACAUGAUGUGAACAUGGACUCAAACCGGACAGAAGGAAGUUCAGACACUGUUUGUGAUAAUGCUAUGCAGAAGUACAAUGAUACAGUAGAUGACCGGGAAGCGUACAGUAAAUCCAUCUCCCCUCCUUUAAUGCAGCAGCCUAUAAUGUUCUCACCAGAGGAAGUAGACAAAUACAGGUUGCUGCAGCUGCAAGCCCAGCAGCAUAUGCAGAAACAACUCCUGGCAAAACACCUGCAAGUUUUGCCUGCCCCAGGACCAGCUGCCCUCUCUGCAACACCAGCAGUCCCUGCCAUCCCUGUUCAGCAGCACACAACAGUCACCACCAUACACCAUACACUGCUGCAACGCUUUGCAGUCUCAGCAGCUGUACACCCCCAUGGCAGCCAUCUCUCGUUUGCACACCUCCAUCCCCUCUCUCAGGCACAUUUUGCCCCUAUAUCACUUUCUCCGUUAGCACCAGCUCUCAUUCCCACCCACCCUGCUCUGCUGACAGGACACCCAUUGCACUUGGUCUCCACCACCCCUAUUCACUCUUCCCCACUGAACUUCCCCCUACUGCCACAUACUGCAUAUAUCCCAGCCUUAUUUGCACCGCAACUGAAUGCAGCCACACCUCCUGCUAUACACCCAAAUCCCAUUGUUCAUCCAUUAUUCCAAGGGCAAGAUCCUCAUCACCAUUCUUGCUCCAGCCAGACUCAACAGUUACCUACAAUAAAAGAAGUUUUCGGUGUUUCUAGCUAUUUAAACUAG